Molecule: messenger RNA, 624 nt
Organism: Aspergillus melleus
Lineage: Eukaryota; Fungi; Ascomycota; Eurotiomycetes; Eurotiales; Aspergillaceae
Product: Dicer-like protein 2
Exons: 5
Coding region: 1-624 (207 amino acids)
Cellular component (GO): cytoplasm
Molecular function (GO): nucleic acid binding; ATP binding
Source: RefSeq, a predicted model, not a curated record
AUGACCACCAGCUCAACGGCCAAGAAUGUGCCCGUCUAUCAGCCUCGGAACUACCAGCUGGAGAUGUUUGAGGCGAGCAUGAAGGAGAACAUUAUUGUUGCAAUGGAUACAGGAAGUGGAAAAACUAACAUAGCUCUGCUGCGAAUCAAAGGAGAGCUAGAGAGUGGCAGUCCAGGAAAGCUUAUCUGGUUCCUUGCGCCCACGGUCGCAUUGUGUGGUCAACAGCACAAAGUCAUCACCGACAAUAUUCCAGCCGUUCGUACAAGAACGCUGACCGGUGCAGACAAAGUGGAACUCUGGACUGACCAAACCAUAUGGGAUGGAGUAUUGAAGGGCAUGCAGGUUGUGGUCUCGACCUUUGCGGUCCUGGCAGAUGCGAUGACCCACGGCUUUGUGAGGAUCUCUCAACUGGGCCUGAUUAUAUUCGACGAAGCCCACCAUUGUAUGCGUCGUCACCCCGCAAACAAGAUUAUGCAGGAGUUCUAUCAUCCCACUCUGGCUAGAUUAGGCCGGGGUGCUGUCCCUCGGAUUAUGGGACUCACGGCUAGUCCGGUGGUCAGAUCGAAUCAAAUAGAUUUACGGUGGGUGCAAAUGUCUCGAUUGUGUAUUUGGUAUCGGCACUGA